AUGUCUAGCUCUGCUUCUUUCUUGCCUCGUGCUGCAGUGUCUGCUGCUUGCUUCUUGCGGCCCCCUGGAUAUUAUAAACGCGGGUCUUUAAGAGAGGCCCCUAAACGCUGGGUAGGGGGUUAUGAGUCUCUCGUCAAAGCAGCAGUUCGGAAGAGAGUCAAAGCGAAACACUUCUGCCUACUGCCUCCGCCAAGGGAGAUACCUGUUGCUGCUGCUCCAACCCCUAAAGUGCUGCAGCAAGUGCGCGGUGUACCGUCUGUCUCUGCUGCUGCACUGCAGCACCGGCUGAGGUUUCUGCUGGGCCCUGAGGCCCCGCUGCAGCAGCAGCAGGCGAAGCUGCGAGAAGGGUUAACCCCUUAUCAAGCAGAAUUGUUUAUGUGGCAGAGACAGCUAACUGAGGUCCGCCGCAUAUAUCGAGCGCAAUAUUUGCAGCGGUUGGCUGAAGUAACAGCAGAAGAGCAGCAAAAACAUCAUCUCCUGCUGCAGCAAACAAGAGCAGACAAGCGCAUUCGACGUGAGGAGGCGCUGCAGCGUUUGCUGGAAGCAACAAAGAGGAGAGCGCUGCUGCACGAAAGGCAGCAGAUUGAACGCAAAG
Molecule: messenger RNA, 595 nt
Organism: Eimeria acervulina
Lineage: Eukaryota; Apicomplexa; Conoidasida; Eucoccidiorida; Eimeriidae
Exons: 4
Source: RefSeq, a predicted model, not a curated record